AUGGCAUCGCCUACUCCACUGCUGCUGGCGGCCGCCGGCGGCUUCCUGUGGGCGUUUGGCAUUCUGGGCAAGCGCUUGGGUGUCGAAGGUGCCAGCAAUGGCACCAAAGCAGUACGCCUCCUGGAUGUGCAGUUUUGUCUGCUUCUGAUCUCGCUAGUUGACUGGGCUUGCGCAGCAAUUACAAUCUUCGUCUACACACUGACCACGGUGGUUUCUCCGUCUGUGGAUUUGUUUAGGAUGGGCGGCGAGGGCUGGUCCAGGACUUGGAACAAUCCGGACUGGAACCAUCGCCUGCCCUGGAUCUUCGGUUGUGGCCUCAUCAGUGGUGCGGGUGGGUUGCUAGGAACCGUGGCUUUCGCCUGGUCUGCUGGAUCCUCUAGUGCUCUCAUCUCGAUGAUAGAGAACGGCACCUAUACUAUGUCCAGCGCUUUGAUAAUCGCCCUAUACUUUCAGGAACACCUGAAGCCCCAGACCUACGUCGGCUUUGUAUUCAUCCUGGCCGGCGUUGUUCUCGCCCAGAGGUCCUCUCGGCAGAGAGAGCCGGUCCCGCUCUGUGACGACACAGAGGAGUCAGAGUCCGAUGAAGAGAUGGAAAAAAAGGUGGAUGAUGGCUUGGACAGCGAGGAUGACAACUCCACUGUGGCCCCAUCUUCCCUUCGUAUGAGGGCCGUCUUUCUGUCGGUUGCAGCAGGCACCUGCUGGGGCUUCGGGCCUCUGGGGAAGAAGAUUGGAGUACAUGGCAGCAGCGAUGCUGAGCAGCAUGAAUGGACGACAUGUACUUACUUUGUUUACAUGGUGGCGACAACCGUCGUUCCUCUGGGUCGUGUUCUAGCGAGUGACAGUGCCAGCCGGCGGAUGGUCCUUCGGGACAGAAGGUUCCGCUACCUGUUGCUUGGCACCAUGCUUUGUGGACUCAUUUCCGGCUGUGGCGGCCUUAUAAGUACCUUCGCCUUCUCCUUAGAAGGUUACUUCUCAGGGGCUCUAAUCGCCACUGUGGAGAAUGGCGUCUACACCGUGUUUGGGGCUUUGCUGAUCGCCGUGUUGUUUGAGGAGGAACUAGGCACGCAGCAGCUUCUCAGCGCCUGUUCUGUCGUUCUGGCUAUCUUCAUUUUCGGCAUGGACUUCAGGUGGAUGGCAAGCCACCUGGGCUUCGGCUAG
This is a messenger RNA of Symbiodinium sp. CCMP2592, 1158 nucleotides long. Lineage: Eukaryota; Dinophyceae; Suessiales; Symbiodiniaceae. The record is from the annotation of a GenBank genome assembly.